GAAGUCGUAGUCCAGGUCAUCCCAGGGGUCGAGCUGUCGGAGGCGGAGCCAGGACUGCACAUCAUGGCCGGGCUGGAGCUCCUGUCCGAUCAGGGUUACCGGAUAGACGGUCGCCGCGCGGGGGAGCUGCGCAAGAUCCAGGCGCGGAUGGGCGUGUUUGCGCAGGCCGAUGGCUCGGCUUAUAUCGAGCAGGGCAACACCAAGGCGCUGGCGGUGGUCUACGGGCCUCACGAGAUCCGGGGCUCCCGGUCUCGAGCCCUGCCUGACCGGGCUCUAGUGAACUGUCAGUACAGUUCAGCAACCUUCAGCACAGGUGAGCGCAAGCGGAGGCCUCAUGGAGACCGGAAGUCUUGUGAGAUGGGGCUGCAGCUACGCCAGACCUUCGAGGCAGCCAUCCUCACACAGCUGCACCCACGCUCUCAGAUCGACAUCUAUGUGCAGGUGCUGCAAGCAGACGGCGGGACCUAUGCAGCAUGUGUGAAUGCAGCCACACUAGCAGUGAUGGAUGCUGGGAUACCUAUGCGGGACUUUGUAUGCGCAUGUUCAGCUGGCUUUGUGGACGGCACAGCACUAGCGGACCUCAGCCACGUGGAGGAAGCAGCUGGAGGGCCCCAGCUCGCGCUGGCCCUGCUGCCGGCCUCCGGUCAGAUCGCACUGCUUGAGAUGGACUCGAGGCUACACGAAGACCACUUGGAGCAGGUGCUGGAGGCUGCUGCCCAGGCGGCCCGAGAUGUGCACACUCUGCUGGAUCGUGUGGUCCGACAGCAUGUGCAGGAGGCCUCUGUCUCACUGGGGGACUGAGUGGCAACCACCCCUAUCCAGAAUAAAGCCUGUUCCUCUCC
Messenger RNA from Mus pahari (shrew mouse), 842 nucleotides. RefSeq names its product exosome component 4 (gene Exosc4). Lineage: Eukaryota; Metazoa; Chordata; Mammalia; Rodentia; Muridae. The record is from RefSeq and is a predicted model, not a curated record. Gene Ontology annotation, cellular component: cytoplasmic exosome (RNase complex); nucleolus; nuclear exosome (RNase complex). Gene Ontology annotation, biological process: rRNA catabolic process; poly(A)-dependent snoRNA 3'-end processing; nuclear mRNA surveillance. Bases 64 to 801 code for a protein of 245 amino acids. The transcript has 3 exons.